ACUCCCUUCAACGUUCAGGUUCCAUCAAAACAAGACAACUUAUGCCAAUUGUCCAACGAUAAUUGCAAAAACUGUUACAAUAUGCAAGAAAAAGUGUUUCCACCCUCAGUUAUUGAAAAAAAUGUGUCUUAAAUUCUCCCUGAGUGCCUCCAGAAGUAAAAAAAAAGUGUGUGAUCUUUUAUAAAAGAGUUGUGAGUGUUAAAUAUCAUCAGAACUGACGAAAAAGGAAGGACAAUUACAUGAAAAAAGUGUUGAGAUAUCCACAUCCUCUGCAAAAUUUGUCUUCCCUGUGAAAUGGAUCUCCGAUGGUCCAAAAAAUGGACUAAUUAAAGUUUUAGCUAAUAAACUUGUAGAAUCUCAUACCUUCAACUUCUCGAAGUUUCUAAUUCCCAAAUCAAACCAAAAAAGGCAUAAUAUUCGUUCAUAACCUCCUGAACUUCUCCUUCCCUUAAUAUUGAUUCCAAAUCGUUCGAAAAACUCCUCGAAUUUUCUGGGGAACCUGAAGAAAACAUUAAAAUCCCCUCAUAACCUCCUCAGUCUCAUCUCAUUCGUCAACAUCAAGACCAAAUCGCCUUCAGUUGCGUCUCAAAAAAAUUGUACAAAACGUGGUGACUUUCUAUUAACCUUAAAAUUAUUCAAGUAAUACCUUUAAAUCCUAAACGACAUCUCCAACUCCUUCAAGCCCCUGACAACCCUCAUAAAUCCUUCCUCGAGUUCAAGUUAACCUAAAAAAUCAGUUAAUUCGUCUUAAAAAGCUUGAAAGAAAGAACAAAGGACUACAAUAAUCUCAAAUUAUCUCUCGCAGGCGAACGAAACUUUCGAAACUCACGACUAAUCUCAAAAAUAUUAAUCUCCAAUAACCUCCAAAGUCCUCAAAUAAUUUCAAUCAUAACCUCAAAACCGCUGACAAUCUAACAAAAAAAAAUGUACAAAUUCAAGCCUUUUACCUUCGAACUUCUGAAUCCUUCGACGAACCGACGACCGCGUGACCGCAGUGGCCACCGAAUCGUCUGCAACGAGAAGUACAUGUACUCAAUAGGGGGUUUCAACCCCUCUGUUCCCGCUGAUGACCCCGAAAUGUCAAAAGACGAGGUCUGGAGAGAGAGUAAGCCACUGUUCAAGGAGCUCUGGCGAUUCAACCUGGCAACGAAAACAUGGGAGCGCUAUCGGGGCCAGAAAAAUCUCCCCAUAGAGCUGGCAUCAACUGCUGUUCUUUUAUUUCAGCAAAAAUUAAUUGUCUAUGGGGGCACCGCCGUACCCUUCGGCGAAAGCUGUAGCAACAAAUUAUACGCCUGUGACCUUGACAAUGACAGUGUCCAGGAGCUGCCAGCAUUGGGUAAUCUGCCGGAUCCACAGUACGGACAAGCACUGGUUACGACAAAUAAUUAUAUUUAUACAGUGGGGGGUACAACGGGAUAUGACUACACAUGUGAUGUUCAUCGAUAUGAUCUCAGGACGGGUUUGUGGGAGAGUAUGUACAUCUGCUCUGGGGGAGAUCCUAUGGAACCUCCUGGGAGGUACAGGCAUGAACUGGCCUUUGAUGGACGAAGGAUAUUUGUCCUCGGGGGAGGCACCAGUACAGACAGCUUUGGAUUCUCGGACAUUUCGGUGUACGAUGUGGAGACAAACAGGUGGAGUAUUGUCCACACUCACGGAGACGGGGAGUAUCAGCCUCGGUACCCAGACCCCAGGAGGUGUCAUGGGGCUGUUCAGUAUCUCGACGCCGAGUCUGAGAGUAUUAAUGUGAUCAUAUCAGGGGGCGUCUGCGGGAAUUUCGCAUAUAAGGACGUCUGGAGGCUCAAUCUCAUGAGUCUCCAAUGGACCAGGAUCGUCAAGUGCUGGUUGCCUACACCACUUCACUUCCACUCUGUCGCGAUAACGCCGGCUGGAAAAAUGUACACGUUUGGGGGAGUAGUCGACAAGCGAAAUGCAAUGACGAUAAGGACCAGUGACGUUCACUCCGCUUGGCUGAUGAUCCCCAGUCUCUCUGAAAUAUGUUGGGAGGCUGUGAACCACUACUACGAACUCAGAACUAAAAGCAAGGACGAACUCUUCGACAUGGGAAUACCCAUUAAGUACAUAAAGAGAUUAGUAGAUUAAUAACAGUCACCGCAAUAAAAAAAAUCUAGAGCAAAAUAAGAUCAUAGUAAUUAUUUCAUUAACUCAUCGUUUGCAUGAUUAAUUUAUUUUUAAUUUUUUGUGUUCAAAUUGCAAUACGACGAUAUUGUCUGAGGUUGUUACCAUUACUGUUACAUUCAUAAUUCAUCAUUGAGAUCAUUCGUUAAUUAAUUUGUGAAUGUAUCGAUUUAUUAAUGAAGCCCUUAGCGUUGAGUAUUCGUUUUCUCCAUCUCUCUGUCAAUAAAAAAAUGAGAGAGCGUUUACUUUUGUUUUUUAAAUUAUUGUAAAUUGACAAAAUAUGAGGGGACGUGUUUACUGCUGUUUUAAACAAUUUUGAACUGAGAAAUUAACUUAAGUCUUGUAUCUAACUAUUUAAUAUACAGAGAUAGUCUAGCGAUAAUAGAAAAAAAAGUAAUUGAGUGAUUACAGUUAUUGUUACUCCCCGAGGGAUGAACAUAAAUAAUAUUAAUUAGUAUUAAUUCCUGAAUUUUGCUCGAUGCAAGCACUCGAAACAAUUUUUAAAAUCAUGUUACAGUUGUGCUUUUCAUGAUUAUGGCAUAUGUACAUUAUUUUUUUAAUAAAAAAAUUAUUAAAUAUAA
This is a messenger RNA of Diachasmimorpha longicaudata, 2717 nucleotides long. It is a transcript of the gene slim, whose product is annotated as scruin like at the midline. Gene Ontology annotation, molecular function: protein binding. Gene Ontology annotation, biological process: positive regulation of stress-activated MAPK cascade. The record is from RefSeq and is a predicted model, not a curated record. NCBI's taxonomy places the organism in Eukaryota, Metazoa, Arthropoda, Insecta, Hymenoptera, Braconidae. The coding region runs from base 925 to 2100 and encodes 391 amino acids. The transcript is spliced from 3 exons.